UCAGUCCUAAGCUAAGGCAAAGAAUCUUGUCUUUUCCAACAUGCACAGUGCAUUGACCUUUGAUUUGAUUGACUUGUAGCUUGCCCGGAAAGUUUCUUCCCACACAGGAAAUUUAAACUCAACUUCAGCUCUGGCUUCUAACUGAAAAACAAGUGAUCAGUUUAGUGGCAAGAAGUAGAGAGACCAUUGAACAUAACUAAUGGAUCAGAUGACUGGUGCUACUGAAACCAUAUAUGUUGCAGUAGGAAAAGCUGUUGAAGAAAGCAAGCACACUUUGUUAUGGGCAUUACAGAGACUUCGUCCCACAAAAGUUUGUAUUCUUCAUGUUCAUCAGCCCGGCAAUAUGAUCACCAACAAUGGUGUGAGUUUUCUAACAAGUAGGCUUCCACAACAUGAAGUUGGGAAGAAGAUGUUAGAUAGGGUCAUGAAUGAUUACCUUCUCAUUUGUGGCCAGAAAAAGGUCCAAGCAGAAAAGCGACACAUCGAACUUGAUGAUGUUGCAAAGGGGAUUGUGGAGCUGAUUCAUGAGCACAAUAUCAAACAACUUGUCAUGGGAGCAGCAGCUGACAAGCACUUUUCAGUGGGAAUGACUGAUCUCAAGUCUGAAAAAGCCCAAUAUGUGGAUCGACAUGCGCCUCCUUCCUGUCAAAUUUGGUUUAUUUGUGGGGGGCAACUCGCCCGUGGAAGGUCAAUCGUUGAAACUGGACAAUCAAACCUGAGUAGUCCUUCGUCAAGUUCCAGUUGUUUGACAUGCCCUAGCAAAGUGGCUACCAAUUCAGAACUGAUUGUUUCUGAGACAUCAGAGGAGAGUCCAGACUGGCUUGAGUUUCAUGAUUUAAGUAGGAAUGGUCCACUCUUUGAUCAACUUGAACAAGCCCUAUUGGAUGCUGAAAAUUCAAAUCGAGAAGCAUUUGAAGAGUUGGACAAGCGUGUGAAAGCUGAAAAGAAUGCUCUCAAUGCUGUGAUGCGCCAAGCUAGUGAAUUGAAAAGCUCAUAUACUGGAGAGUUAAGACGCUGGAGGGAAACUGAAGCAGCACUUAUAAAACAGAAAGAGGAACUUGAACAGAUCAAGCAGCAGAGAGAUCAAGCGCGCAAAAUUGCCAGAGCUCAAAAGUUAUUAUUGGAGAGUCGAGGUUCCAACUCAGGUGACAUUAAGGCAUUGGAAGCUAAGGUAUCCUCAGCUAUGGAGCAGUUACAAAUUUGCCAGAGAGAACGAGAUGAGUUGCAGACAAAGCUUGAAAAUACUUGCAAGCAAACUGGGGAGCAUUCAACGAAACAAGAAGAGACUUCAAGUGUGCAUAUGCAGCAAUUCUUCUCGGAGUUCACUGUCACUGAAAUUCAUGAUGCAACAGAGGACUUUGACCCUUCCUAUAAGAUUGCAGAAGGAGCAUAUGGGAGAAUUUAUAAAUGUAUUCUCCGUCACACUGAAGUGGCUGUCAAGGUGCUCCACCAAAAUUGUUUACAGGGCCCCUCAGAAUUUCAAAAGGAGGUUGAUAUUUUGAGUAAGCUGAGGCAUCCAAACCUGGUUACACUCAUUGGAGUCUGCCCUGAAAUUUGGGCUCUGAUAUAUGAGUAUCUCCCUAAUGGAAGCCUUGAAGAUCGUCUGAGCCAAAUGACUGAUACUCCCCCAUUGUCAUGGCAAACUCGAAUACAUAUAGCUACUGAGAUAUGUUUUGCACUCAUCUUCCUACAUUCCAGUAAGCCUCAAAGGUUAGUGCAUGGCAACUUAAAGCCAAGAAAUAUACUCCUUGACACCAACUUUGGCUGCAAACUUAGCGACUUUGGAGUCUGCCAUGCGCUCUCUUCUAUCGAAAAUUCAAGCAAUAUGACUGUUCCAAGCAGCAGAUUUCCUUACCUGGAUCCUCAGUUUCUUACAACAAGAUCAUUGACUCCUAGUUCUGACAUAUACUCAUUUGGCAUUAUAUUGCUACAGUUAAUGACUAGGAGAUCACCCUUGCAUAUAGCAGAGAACGUGCAGAAUGCACUAAAUGGAGGAUAUCUUAAUGAUUUAUUGGAUCCUUCGGCUGGAGGCUGGUCAUAUUUGCAAGCUGAGCAGUUGACUCGCUUGGCUUUGAGAUGCUGUGAUAAUAACCGAAGUCGUCGACCAGACCUUGCUUCAGAAGUUUUCAGGGUGCUUGAGCAGAUGAGAGAUUCUAUUGGACCCUUAUCAACAUUCCAUGCUGGGUCUGAAGAUCAUCAUAAGCCUCCACAUUAUUUCAUUUGCCCCAUUACUCAGGAAAUCAUGGCAAAUCCACAUGUGGCAGCCGAUGGAUACACGUAUGAAUUACUGGCAUUGCGGGAAUGGCUGGGUAGGGGCCACAAUACCUCCCCUGUGAUAAACAUCAAGCUUCCUCAUCGCAAUCUGGUCCCGAACCAUGCACUUCGUUCUGCAAUCUUGGAGUGGCAGCAGCAGCAGCAUGAUAUAUGCAUAUUUACGUGUAAUGCAUUGUACAUAUAUGAUAUUUACCUCCACGAUCUGCCAACUCUGCUUCUACUUAUCAUGACUUGCUUAUCUGAUUUACUACUUUUGAGCAGGGAAACUUACGAUUUUGUCGAAUUCGUUUCCAUGUGGAUUCUGGGAGUUAGCAAAGUGGUGAGGAGAGAGAUCAUCAAACAACUCCUGGAAAACAUGGCUAGUGAUGAUACCAUUUAUGUUGCAGUAGGAGAAUUUGACGAAAGUGAGCUCACUUUGUUUUGGACGUUACAUAAUCUUAGUCCUCUAAAAGUUUGCAUUCUUCAUGUUCAUCAGCCAUCCAUGAUGAUCUCCUCCAGAGUUGGUGGGAAUUUAGCUGCAAUGCUUUUUCACCACCAACAACUCAGGGGUCUAGAAAACGUUGGGAACGACAUGAUGCACCGGAUCAUGGAUGAGUGCGUUCUUUUUUGUAGUCAAGCAGGGGUCAGAGCAGAAAAACUAUAUAUUCAAAGGGAUGAUGUUGCAAAGGGGAUUGUGGAACUUAUUCAUCGGCACAAUAUCAAGAAGCUAGUCAUGGGAGCAGCAGCUGCCGAGCACUUUUCAGAGGGAAUGUGGCUUAUCUCUGAGAAAGCACAAUAUGUAAACGAUAAUGCACCACUUUCCUGUCAAAUUUGGUUCAUUUGCAGGGAGCAACUUGUCCACAAAAGGUUUGGGCAAUCAUCACAUGCACUAAGCCCAUCAGGUUCCAGUUAUUUGACAAGCUCUAGUGAAGCUGCUGGUAUAUCAGACGCGGCUGUGUUUGAGGAAAGAGAGGAGAAUGAAUGUGAGCUUGAUCCAUUUGAACUGCUUCGCUCUGGAGAGGAUCAGGAUCCUCUAUCAAUGCCCAAUGAAGGAAGCAGCAAUGAUCAACUCUUUGAUCAACUUGAACAGGCACUGCAGGAAGCUGAAACAUCAAACCGAAAAGCAUAUGAAGAGUCCAACAGGCGUGUCAAGGCCGAAAUGGAUGCUGUCCGGGCUAUGCGCCAAGCAAAAGCAUUUGAAAGGUUGUACAAUGAAUGCAAGAGAGAAACUGAGGCAGCCCUUGCAAAACAGAAGGAGGAGCUUGAAAAGAUGAUGAGGCAGAGAGAUGAAGAGCAUUUAAUUGCCGUGGGACAAAAGUCGAUAUUCGAUAGCCAAGUUGCCAACUCAGAUUACAGGAUAAAACAAUUGGAAGAUAAGUUGUCAUCAGCUGUGGAGCAGUUACAAAUUUCACAGAAAGAACGAGAUGAGUUGCAAGUAGAGCUUGAAAAUACUCGCAAAGUAACUGAAGAGCUUUUGAGAAAACAAGUAGAAGAGGCCUCAAGCACACAUAUGCAGCAAAUCUACCCAGACCAGUUGUCUGCCUCAGAGAUCCACGAUGCAACUCUGGAUCAGUUACAAAUUUGCCAGAAAGAAAAAGAUGAGUUGCAGGUUGAGCUUGAAAAUACUCGUAAGAUAACUGACGAGCUUUUAAGAAAACAAGCCGACGAUACCUCAGGCACACAUAUGCAGCAACCCUUUACAGAGUUUUCUCUCUCAGAGAUUCAGGAAGCGACUGAGGACUUUGACCCAUCCUUUAAGAUUACAGAAGGAACUCGGGGGAGCGUUUACUAUAGAUGUGUCCUUCGUCACACGGAUGUGGCCAUAAAGGUGCUUGGCCAAAACAGCUUACAAGACCCCUCUGAAUUUCAGCAGGAGGUUGAUGAGUUGAGUAAAACGAGGCAUCCAAAUCUAGUAACUCUCAUUGGAGCCUGCCCUGAAAUUUGGGCUAUAAUCUAUGAAUAUCUUCCUAAUGGAAGCCUUGAAGAUCGUUUGAACUGCAGGAAUGGCACCCCUCCGCUGUCAUCGCAAACUCGGAUAAAUAUAGCUACUGAGAUUUGCUCUAGUCUCAUGUUUUUACAUUCCAGUAAACCUCAGAGCGUAGUGCAUGGCAACUUAAAACCUGGGAAUAUUCUUCUUGAUGCCAACUUUGGCUGCAAACUUAGCGACUUCGGAGCCUGCCGUGCACUCUCUCUUCUGGAAAACUCAAGCAACGCGCAGCCUUACCUAGAUCCUGAUUUUCGUAGUACUGGAAGAUUAUCUCACAGUUUAGACUUGUACCCGUUUGGCAUUAUACUGUUACAGUUAUUGAGUGGGAGAUCAACUCAGGGUAUAGCUGAGACUGCGCAAAAUGCACUACAAAAUCUGAAUUCCUUCUUGGAUUCUUCAGCUGGAAACUGGCCAUACCAAGUUGCACAGUUGACCCGCUUGGCUAUUAGAUGCUGUGACAUUAGUCUAAGCCGUCGACCUGAUCUUGCUUCAGAUGUUUUGAGAGUGCUUGAAACGAUGAGAGUUUCUUCUGGAGCCACGUUCUCAUUCAUUUCCGAGUCUGAUGAAGAUAAUCGUGAGCCUCCAUCUUAUUUCAUUUGUCCCAUUUUACAGGAAGUUAUGAAUGAUCCGCAUGUGGCAGCCGAUGGUUAUACUUAUGAGGCAACGGCAUUGCAGGGAUGGCUGGCUGACCAUGAUACCUCCCCUAUGACAAACCUCAGGCUUUCACAUCGGACUCUUGUCCCUAACCAUGCUCUGCGUUCUGUGAUUAGGGAGUGGCAGCAACAUCAUUGAAAACUUGAAACUGCAUUUUUGUUCCAGGAACAUGUUUCACUACGUCUCCCUCAUAAGGUUCCAUUGUAUAUAUCUUGCUCUUCCAUCCUUGGGUUUUUCAUGCUCUUCCUUAUACUACAAUGUACAAUGUUAUACUGUUGUAUAUACUUUGUCGAGAGUUGGAAACGCUAUCAUAAUGAACAAAAUAUAGACGUUGCCCAAUUGCAAAGUACCUCAAAGAUGAUUGGCAUAAUACAACCGUUUUUGUUAUGAUUUGGA
Messenger RNA from Theobroma umbraticum, 5290 nucleotides. NCBI's taxonomy places the organism in Eukaryota, Viridiplantae, Streptophyta, Magnoliopsida, Malvales, Malvaceae. The record is from RefSeq and is a predicted model, not a curated record.